Perca flavescens (yellow perch) is the source of this 1635-nucleotide messenger RNA. It is a transcript of the gene trub1, whose product is annotated as TruB pseudouridine (psi) synthase family member 1. Lineage: Eukaryota; Metazoa; Chordata; Actinopteri; Perciformes; Percidae. Bases 71 to 886 code for a protein of 271 amino acids. Gene Ontology annotation, molecular function: RNA binding; pseudouridine synthase activity. The record is from RefSeq and is a predicted model, not a curated record. Gene Ontology annotation, biological process: tRNA modification; mRNA pseudouridine synthesis. The transcript has 8 exons. Gene Ontology annotation, cellular component: nucleus.
GCAGUUGAUAACUGGACCAAUAACAGAAGAAGAAGAAUAUUGGCAGAUGUAGAAGAAGAAUGAAACGAGCAUGGCAGGAAGCAUAAGUAAUACUGCUGCUCCGAUAGCUAGUUCUCUAUCUAAACUACAGUCUUUAAAUGGAUUGUUUGCGAUAUAUAAGAAACAAGGACCGACAUCUGCAGACGUGUUGAAUACACUCAAAGAAGUUUUACUCAAGGAAGCUGGUGUACAAAACCCUAACCCACGGAAGAGGAGGAAGCAGAGCCUGAAGAUGGGCCACGGAGGGACGCUGGACAGCGCUGCUAGCGGGGUGUUAGUUGUUGGUGUUGGGAAUGGCACAAAGAUGCUCAGUACAAUGUUGUCUGGUUCUAAGAAAUACGUUGCUGUAGGGGAACUGGGGAAAGCAACAGAUAGCCUUGAUGCCACUGGCAGUGUGAUUCUGGAGAAAGACUUUGAACACAUAACCAGGUUGGACAUUGAGGAGAAACUGAAAGCUUUCACUGGUGACAUAAUGCAAGUUCCUCCGCUCUACUCUGCGCUGAAAAAGGACGGCCAGCGCCUGUCUGUCCUGCUGAAGAAAGGUCACAAGGUUGAGGCCAAACCAGCCAGACCGGUCACUGUGUACAAACUGACCCUGCAAGAGUUCAAGCCUCCUCUCUUCACUCUUGAUAUCGAGUGCGGUGGUGGAUUUUAUGUCCGGAGCUUGGUGGAUGACCUGGGAAAAGCGCUGUCGUCCUGUGCCCAUGUGAAGGAACUGAUCCGGACCAAGCAGGGUCAGUUCACCCUGGAGGAGCACGCCCUACCCCAGGACCAGUGGACACUGGAACACAUCCGGCGCUCUCUGCAGCCCUGCUCCGACUCGGAGCCUCCGGACGCCGACACCUGAGGAACACCCGACACCUGAGGAACACCCGACACCUGAACGGGACCCAAAGUGAGAAGCUGGCCUUUCGGUCUGUCGUGGUUAGUCAUGACUCACCUGCUUGGCUUUUCCAACAAAGAAAACAUUCGCUCUAGGCUUGCCAAUUUCUCCCAGAAGUUUUUAGGGCGUGUUGUUGAAUGAAGUGUGAUGAAUUGAGACGCAUGUCCAAACAGAUUUCCUGUGUAAACAAACAUUGGAGAAAAAACAUUUCACAUUGCAGGAUUUAUUAUGAUUCAUGCUAAAAGGAUUUAAAAUUUUUGUAUAAUUUCCUUAUAAAUCUAGUUCCUGCUCUCAGUCACAACUGUGGGGAAUCCUUAAGAUGAGCAGAAAUAUUAACUUCAUUUAUGUUGCGAUAUAAUGGUAUAUUGAUAUUGACUGAUAUGAAAAGGAGUAUUGUGAUAAUAUUGUCUUCAUUUAGGUGGUCUUGUAUGAAACACCAGCAGGUCCACCUUCUGUAGCCAUGCUGAAAAAAUUAAUUUACAAAGCAGGUGAAAUAUAUUGCUUGUUUGUGGAAAUGCCAUGAUCUCAGCUGUUCUCCUGAAAAAGACAUUUGUGAAUGAAAGCAAUUUCUGUUCUUCCAGUACACCGUGUAAAGCUGCUAUUAUAAUUUUUUUUUAAAGAUUGGUGUAUUCCACAUCUGAAAGUGUUGGUGUGUGUAUACAGCCUGUCUAAUUUGUUUUGCACUUGCAUAUUAAAUAAAUAUUCAAGUGAAA